AUCGCUCAUAGAGACUCCUCGGCCCAGCUACUGCGGAGCAAAACCCCGACAUUAACCACGUUUGUAUCCCGCUAAAGCCCGCGUUUGUUUUACUUUUCCACCUGGACGUAAACGUAACACCAUUUCCGCGUGUAAUCCGCCAUUUCAGCCGACAUUGCGAGCUUAAAUAACAUUAAAAACAAAAAAAAAAACAGAAAAAAAACGCGUCCUGGUUGCUGUAGCCAGAGCUAAAGUGGAGCUAACGGCUGUUUUUGACAGUUUUUGGGGGGGGAAAUGGAAGAAACAUCACCUCACAGGCGCGGGUAAAUGAGUGUAAGCGGCGUUUUUGGGGUGUUUUGUGUGCACUGAGGGGGUUUGGGUCUUACCUGCAGGAGAGCCACGUAACCUGCCGGGCUGCGUGACGUCACUGGUCUGUCUGCUGACGUCACUGGUCUCACCUGAAGCCUGAGUGACAGCUGGGAGUGAUGACAGCGUGAACAUGAGCUGAGGAUGAAGCGGGUUCUCUGGCUCCUCUCAGGACUCAACAGGAGAAUCAUGAAGAUGCUGUUCGCCCUCGCCCUGGUCGCUUAUAUCGCCUCUGUUUGGGGAACAUAUACAAACAUGAGAUCCCUGCAGGAACCUGGAGAUAUGAAGAUCGAGCAGAAAAUUGAUGAAGCCCUGGGUCCCCUCAGAGAGAAGAUUCAUGACCUGGAACAAAGUUUUUCCCAGAAAUACCCGCCAGUGAAGUUCCUCUCAGAAAAGGAUCGAAAGAGGAUUCUGAUCACCGGAGGGGCCGGCUUCGUGGGCUCCCACCUAACCGACAAACUGAUGAUGGACGGCCACGAGGUGACGGUGGUCGACAACUUCUUCACAGGGAGGAAGAGAAACGUGGAGCACUGGAUCGGACAUGAAAACUUUGAACUCAUCAACCACGACGUGGUGGAGCCGCUUUACAUCGAAGUGGACCAGAUCUACCACCUGGCGUCUCCCGCCUCGCCGCCCAACUACAUGUACAACCCCAUCAAAACUCUGAAGACCAACACGAUCGGCACGCUGAACAUGCUGGGACUCGCCAAACGCGUGGGAGCACGACUUCUCCUGGCUUCCACUUCAGAGGUUUAUGGAGAUCCGGAGGUGCACCCCCAAAAUGAGGAUUACUGGGGCCACGUGAACCCCAUCGGCCCUCGGGCCUGUUACGACGAGGGGAAACGCGUCGCAGAGACGAUGUGUUACGCCUACAUGAAGCAGGAAGGAGUGGAGGUCCGGGUGGCGAGGAUCUUCAACACCUUCGGCUCCCGAAUGCACAUGAACGACGGACGAGUCGUCAGUAACUUCAUCCUGCAGGCUCUUCAAGGAGAACCGCUCACUGUGUACGGUACUGGUUCCCAGACGAGAGCCUUCCAGUAUGUCAGCGACCUGGUCAACGGUCUCGUGUUGUUGAUGAACAGCAACAUCAGCAGUCCCGUCAACCUGGGAAACCCGGAAGAACACACCAUUCUGGAGUUUGCUCAGCUCAUCAAGAGUCUCGUUGUGAGUCGUAGCCAGAUCCAGUUCCUGUCGGAGGCUCAGGACGACCCGCAGCGGAGGAGACCCGACAUCCGCAAGGCCAAGAUGCUGCUGGGCUGGGAACCCGUGGUUCCCCUGGAGGAAGGCCUGAACAAAACCAUCCAGUACUUCAGCAGGGAGCUGGAGCACCAGGCCAACAACCAGUACAUCCCCAAACCCAAAGCUGCCCGCAUGAAGAAAGGCCGACCCCGACACAACUGAGGCCCGGCGUCGCUCCUCACACUCCUCUGAAAACAGAGAAGAAGAAAAACCAACAAAACACUGACAUAACCUGCUGUGAGUCGUGCACUUUUGGAACGGCGUCCUUUUUUUUUUUUUUUUGUUUUUUGAGAAGCAGAGACGAGUUUGUGUCGCAGAAACUCCCGUUGCCUUGCGUUGGAGUCGCGGCGGCGACGCCAGCGGGAACUUCCCGCUCCGGAGCUGCUGCGGCUGAUUGGACGAGCCUUAAAGACGGAGAACACGGAAACCCCGCCUCCUUUUUUCUCUGCGAUCUUCUGCUUUUUCGAUGUUGAAUCCACCGCCUUUCUGCACGCAGCUCAGCCUCCGUUUGGCCCGGCGUGUUUCGCUCGGGGACGAGCCGCGGCGGCGGCGCUAGCGGCGGCGGACGCCCCGGUCCGCGCCAGGACUUCAGAGAAAAGACUGACCCGGCGUCAUCGUCGGCUCUUCAGGACGUCACCGCAUUCGUGAAGCUUCUCGUCCAGAUGUGCGUCAUCAUUUUGAUGUGAAAAUGCUAUUUUGAUAAAAUAUUUCCAAUAGUUUGUGUAUAAUAUUGAAAGUUGAGAAUAUACUUAUGUCGUUAAGUGCAAUUUAAACAACAAAAAAAGAGAGAAAAAAAAACAUAUUCAGGAUGCAGAGGCAGGAAAGAGAGCAACAUCUUUAUUUACAACCAAAUGUUGAAGAAGGACACGUCUGUGUUAUGCAAUUCUUUUAUUUACCGGAUGAAAGCGACAGCUGGAGAGUAUGAGAGUAUUAGGGCCAGGCAGGAGAAGAAUAAAGAUCAUAUUUUAGAGGGGGAAGAUUUUUUUUUUCAUUAUGCACUUCGAGAAAAAAGUUGAAAUGAUAAGAAAAAAGGCGAAAUUUCGACUUUUUUCUCAAAAUUGUAUUUCAACAUUAAUCUCAACAUUUCUACUUUUUUCUCGACAUUUCAACUUUAUUCACAAAAUUUUGACUUUUUUCUUCAACAUUUCGCCUUUUUUCGUCUAAAUUUGGACUUUUUUCUCGAAAUUUUGACUUUUUUCUCGAAAUUGUAUUUCAACAUU
Messenger RNA from Cololabis saira (Pacific saury), 2804 nucleotides. It is a transcript of the gene uxs1, whose product is annotated as UDP-glucuronate decarboxylase 1. The transcript has 15 exons. Lineage: Eukaryota; Metazoa; Chordata; Actinopteri; Beloniformes; Belonidae. Gene Ontology annotation, biological process: D-xylose metabolic process. Gene Ontology annotation, cellular component: cytoplasm. Gene Ontology annotation, molecular function: NAD+ binding; UDP-glucuronate decarboxylase activity. The record is from RefSeq and is a predicted model, not a curated record. The coding region runs from base 490 to 1746 and encodes 418 amino acids.